Messenger RNA from Tupaia belangeri chinensis (Chinese tree shrew), 264 nucleotides. It is a transcript of the gene PRLH, whose product is annotated as prolactin releasing hormone. NCBI's taxonomy places the organism in Eukaryota, Metazoa, Chordata, Mammalia, Scandentia, Tupaiidae. The record is from RefSeq and is a predicted model, not a curated record. The coding region runs from base 1 to 264 and encodes 87 amino acids. Gene Ontology annotation, molecular function: neuropeptide hormone activity; prolactin-releasing peptide receptor binding. Gene Ontology annotation, biological process: response to peptide hormone; feeding behavior; G protein-coupled receptor signaling pathway. The transcript is spliced from 2 exons.
AUGGAGGCACUGAGGGCCUGGCUUCUGUGCCUGCUGGUGCUGGACCUUGCCCUGCGGGGGGCUGCGAGCCGAGCCCCCCCGCACUCCAUGGAGAUCCGUGCCCCGGACAUCAAUCCCGCCUGGUACACGGGUCGUGGGAUCAGGCCUGUGGGCCGCUUCGGCAGGAGGAGAGCAGCCCUGCGAGACGUCCCCCUGCCCGGUCUGCAACACCAGCUGGCCUGCUUCCCCCUGGAAGGCGGUGCUAAGUCCUCCCGGGAUGUGUGA